UUAUAAUCGAGUGACCGGUCAACAUCCAUUCUGCUCCUAAAAAUAGCUUUUUAUUUCAAACGUUCCCAAAAUGAGUAGCUUCGACUCUGUCUCUGGCUCUGGCUCUGACUCUGAGUCUGACUCUGACUCUGACUCUCAGCCCAGAUGCAUUGACUCAAGUCUGUGUGAAAUCAAAAAAAGGACGGAGUUGUUGGCCAAAAAGAAGGUAGUCCUAGAGCUGUACUCUUGUUUCUUGAGCGGAUGGACUUAUUACCCCGGCGACGAAGAACGUAAGCUCGAUAAGAUGAUUGUCGUAAAGCUAUUGGAACACUUGGACACAAAAGAUGUGGACGAUCGCACAUAUGUACAGUCUCUGUUGCUGCGCAUCUAUAUAAAGUUUAAAUAUUUGCGUGAAUUUAUUCUAAAACAGUUUAACGAUGUAUUCAAUCGAUUUACUUUCGAAUCAAUUGAGUGUCAUUGCAUCACAGAACUUCUGGAUAUUUAUUACGAUAUAAUCAAGGACUAUUCGGCGCCACUAAAAACCAAUGAGGAGCAAGUGCUGCUUAAGGUCUUAUUGCCUUUGCACAAACCCCAAUCGAUGCCAAGUUAUUUCUCUACACUAAUAUAUUGCAUUAUCGAAUUUCUCCAAUCGAACCCAUCUUUGAUUCAACGAUAUGUCACUGGUUUUCUGAGACUGUGGCCAAAGACAGCCUAUGACAAGGAGACUUUGUUUCUGACCGAGAUUGCCAGUAUUCUGGUAAUACAAAAUGAGGAAGAGGUUACGAAAGUUCUGGAGCCGGCGUUUAAACAAAUUGCUAAAUGUUUAUCCAGUCAAAGCGCUAAGAUAGCUGAGCAGACUCUCAAUUUAUGGGAAGACGAGGAUUUAUUGGAGCUUAUGAGGGAAAACAACGAGGUCAUCAUGCCCAUUAUAUUUCCAUCACUAUAUUUCAUGAAGAAAAUGCAUUUGAGUCAAAGAAUCCAGGAACUCGUCAGCACUGUUAUGAAAGAGUUACUGAUGAUGAACAGGGAGCUGUUUCUAAGCCUAACUAUUGAACAAAUACGCGCAGAACAAAAAAAAACAGAGCCUUCAAAUCCGCCAUAGAUAAUGACACUGGGAGCAAGGCUCGAUGGAAGUCCAAACAUUGAAGAGAAUGUUAUAUAUUUUGUUACUUUU
Molecule: messenger RNA, 1153 nt
Organism: Drosophila yakuba
Lineage: Eukaryota; Metazoa; Arthropoda; Insecta; Diptera; Drosophilidae
Product: serine/threonine-protein phosphatase 2A 56 kDa regulatory subunit epsilon isoform
Exons: 4
Coding region: 71-1081 (336 amino acids)
Biological process (GO): signal transduction; protein dephosphorylation
Cellular component (GO): nucleus; cytosol; protein phosphatase type 2A complex
Molecular function (GO): protein phosphatase activator activity
Source: RefSeq, a predicted model, not a curated record